This is a messenger RNA of Mercenaria mercenaria, 960 nucleotides long. RefSeq names its product baculoviral IAP repeat-containing protein 3-like. The record is from RefSeq and is a predicted model, not a curated record. NCBI's taxonomy places the organism in Eukaryota, Metazoa, Mollusca, Bivalvia, Venerida, Veneridae. Gene Ontology annotation, cellular component: cytoplasm; nucleus. The coding region runs from base 1 to 960 and encodes 319 amino acids. The transcript has a single exon.
AUGGCCGCCGGUGUUCAUCCUGGAGAGAAUAUUACGGGAGAAGAUAUUCAGGCUUACUUUCGGAACAGACGAAAUCAAAGUAACCGCAGCGAACAUGACGGUAAUAACACUUCAACAGGACUGCGCAGUGAAGUGCCUAGGAAUGGUGGACAACGUUCUAAGUGUGAUAGCCUUGGUAUUUUGAUUGGUAAACCCAAGUACAGACAAUAUUGUACCACUGAGUCGCGAAUUAAAUCAUUUGAAAAGUGGCCUGAAGGCAAAACACAAGAUACAAAGCAACUUGCAGAAGCUGGAUUUGCAUAUGCAGGCGUAGAUGACUCUGUAAGAUGUUUUUAUUGUAGCAUAGGACUUAGAGACUGGCCGGAUGGAGCUUGUCCAUGGGAACAACAUGUUCUAGCCAGUCAGGAAUGCGGUUAUGUGAUUCAUUGCAAAGGGAAAGCAUAUAUUAGAAAAAUUCUAGGAGAAAGCUACCAAGACCCUGAUGAGGACGCCGUAAAAGAAGCAAUGCAGAGAAAUGCGGAGGCUGUUUUUGCGGUAAGAGAGUUUUGUGAAGAUGAAAAACUCAUAAAAAGAGCAAUUAAAUCAUUAAUAAAGCAUAAUAUACAGAAGCAAAAUAUACAGAAACAAAUUUCAGCUGUUGAACUCGUGAAAACAAUACAACAAAUCGAAGAGGGAAACAAAAAACAGACAGACACAACUGAACAAGUUCCGGAAGACAAAGAGCCUGACGAUAUUGAAACUGAUGGAGAAGCUUCAGAAUCUGAAGAAGAUAUCGAAGAGACUAAUAGAAAGUUAAAAGAUCCAGUAACUUGUAAAAUAUGUUUUAAUGCAAUUGCUUGUAUUAUUACUCUGCCAUGUGGUCACAUGGUCAGUUGCUCACAGUGUAUCUCAGCACUGACUAAAUGCGCAGUUUGCAGGGCGAAAAUAGAAAGGAAGGUUCGAGCUCUGAUGGCCGUUUAA